ACCUGCUUUGAAGAUUAGUUGCAAAUCGGCAACCACAGGCUGAAUGAGCUGUUUGCCAGAGCUUUUUGACCUUUGACCGGACUCAUGUGAGAUAUAUUGCACAUUUCAGGGCGUGUUUGUAUCUGUGCUUUGCUUGGCAGGUAGAAACGCAUAAAAACUCUCAGAAGAGAUCAAUAGUGAUAAACAGAGAAGGUUUUUGUUAUGCUCCGUACUUAGACGGUGGCCAUAAAUCGUCCUGUUUCAGCUCUGCAUUGUGUGCAUCCGAAGCUGCGUUUUUUGGGGGGCUUUUUUCUGCUUGCCGUUAAAGACACAAACGGGAUGACUUGGAGAAAUCGGAUCUUCGCUCUCAGCAGCUCUCCUAUCCCUGAUUCACUCCACUCAGCGCUGUGGUUUCCUCUUAAUUAUGCAUGCGGCCUCUAUUUUUCAUAUCAAGCGCUCCCGUGUUGCGUGCUAUCCGUCUCCCUGACUUUGCGGUCCUGCUCAAGUCCCGGCAGCAAGUUUCUCCCCCACCUCCCCACGUCACCUCCACCCCUCUCUGCCUCCUCCUUUCGGUGUCUUUACCGCACCUUCUGCAGUCUCGCCGACCUUCAGCGCGCCUUUUCAUCCGCUCGGUCUUCUCGUCGUCAGAGUUUGCUCCCGCAUACUGAUCGGGCAGUUUAGAGAUUUGCUUAGCGGCCUCUUUUUUUCUUUUUUACUCGUCACACAAACAUGACAGAAACGGAAGGGAUUUGCAAGGAAGGGUCGGACAGCGUGAGGGAAUUGAAUUGAAAAACCACCUUCAGAUUUUUUUGCAGAGAGCAAUAUAGCAGAAGAGAGUGAGACUGCAGCCUCAGCUGAAUGCAGUGAAUCAGCUGCUUCCCUCCUUGCUCAUCUCGUUUCUCUUCCGUCAGCCCCUGACUCCCUCCCCACCUCCCUUCCUCUUCCUCUCUCCCGUACACCCCCGUGCUUCGGUAGCAGUCCUGAGCAUCCUUGCUGCUGUCGCUGCUAUAAAUAUCUGCGGGGACCCGUAGAGCAGCAGAAGGGAGGAGCGGUGGACAGGACAGAGCCAGGAAGAUCCGAGGUACAGAGGACAACAAGACAAGGGCAUGCGCGCAGAAAACAGAAGACUCGAUCAGUUCAGAGGAAUAACAUCAACAUUUGGAGUCGACAGCAGAAGGAAGUAGCAGGACUUUACCUUCCUGUGGUUAUAAAAACCUCGACUCGCACAUUUUUCUUUAUUUUUCUUUUGGACUCGAGCCGAUUUGUUUCCGUGCUGACAUGUGGGCCGGCAUGGGAUGGGGAGGGGCUGAGAUGUCAUGCUCCUGUGUUGCUGGUGGUGCCUGAGGUCUGAGGCGGUGGAGCUGGACAGCCGGAGGGUGGACCACCGCGUUCUAACUUGCGAAGCCCCAACGUCCCCCACCAUCACGACAGCAUCGUUCGGUCAGUGGGAGCCGGAGACGUCUCACGUUGCGCUGCCCGCCUCCCAGAGUGUUAAGAACUCCAGCUACAGUCUGCCCUCCUCGUACCCAACCUACAGCAACAGCUAUGACUAUUCAGAACAGAGCCGGCAGAGUGAGCGCUCAGGCCUCUGUGGGCUCUCCAACCUGGGAAACACCUGCUUCAUGAACUCUGCAGUGCAGUGUUUAAGCAAUAUCACCCCCCUGACGGAGUACUUCCUCAAAGACAAGUACCGAGACGAGCUGAAUGAAGACAACCCCCUGGGCAUGAAAGGGGAGAUCGCCAGAGCCUACGCUGAGCUCAUCAAGCAGCUGUGGUCGGGCAAAUACAGCUACGUCACCCCGAGACCCUUCAAGACCCAAGUGGGGCGCUUUGCCCCGCAGUUCUCAGGAUACCAGCAGCAGGACUCCCACGAGCUCCUAGCCUUCCUCCUGGACGGCCUUCACGAGGACCUGAACCGCAUCCGGAAGAAACCCUACAUCCAGCUCAAGGACGCCAACGGACGUCCGGACAAGGUGGUGGCCGAGGAAGCGUGGGAGAACCACAUCAAGAGGAACGACUCCAUCAUCGUGGACAUCUUCCACGGUCUCUUCAAGUCAACUUUGGUUUGUCCCGUGUGCGCCAAGGUCUCUGUGACCUUUGACCCGUUCUGCUACUUGACCCUGCCGCUUCCCAUGAAGAAAGAGCGGACUCUGGAGGUGUACCUCGUCAGACUGGACCCAGUUGCUAAACCUACGCAGUACAAGCUGACCGUGCCAAAGGUCGGCUACAUCUCUGACCUCUGUACCUCCCUCUCCAGCCUGUCUGCCGUGCCUGCUGAGAAGAUGAUUGUAACCGACAUCUACAACCACCGUUUCCACCGGAUCUUUGCCACUAACGAAAACCUCAGCAGCAUCAUGGAGCGGGACGAUAUUUACGUCUUCGAGGUUGCAGUGAACAGAGUCGAAGAUGCCGAUCACGUAGUAAUCCCCGUGCACUUGAGGGAAAAAUACAAGCAGUCGGGCUACAACCACACCAGCACGCCGCUGUUCGGACUGCCCUUCCUUAUCGCCGUCCCAAGAACACUAAGCGAAGACAAACUCUACAACAUGCUCCUCUCUCGUCUCUGCCGGUUCGUACGGUCUCCUGUAGAGGAAGACGAGGAGGACAGCGAAGAGACGCAACCGCCCACACAGCACGCUAUCAACGGAAAUGCCACUAACGGACUGCUAGAGGAGGGCUCGCCAAGCGAGAUGGAGACAGACGAGCAGGACGACGAGUCGAGCCAGGAUCAGGAGCUGCCGUCUGAGAACGAGAACAGCCAGUCGGAAGAUUCUGUGGGAGGCGACAACGAGCUGGAGAACGGCGUGGUCGCGCCACAGCUCUCCACUAAGGGCCAGCAAACGGCCGGCCUCCACAGAAAGAGGCUUUUCACAUUCCAGUUCAACAACAUGGGCAAAAUGGACUUCUCGCUCAUCAAGGAGGACACCAAGCUGAUCCGCUUUGACGAGGGGCACCUCAGACUGAGCGACCGCUCAUACCUGUCUUUGGACUGGGAACCAGAAAUCAAGAAAAAGUAUUUUGACGAGACUGUUGUUGAGGACUAUGACAAGCACGAGAGCAUGGAGUACAAGCCUCAGAAGAAAGCCUUCUUCAAGUUGAAGGACUGCAUCGAGCUUUUCACUACCAAGGAGAAACUGGGAGCAGAGGAUCCCUGGUACUGUCCAAACUGCAAGCAGCAUCAGCAGGCCACCAAGAAGCUGGACUUGUGGUCUCUGCCGCCUGUCCUUGUGGUCCAUCUGAAGCGCUUCUCUUACAGUCGCUACAUGAGGGACAAGCUGGACUCGCUGGUCGACUUCCCACUCAGAGAUCUGGACAUGUCAGAGUUCCUGAUCAACCCCAACGCCGGGCCCUGUCGCUAUGACCUCAUCGCCGUGUCCAACCACUAUGGCGGGAUGGGAGGCGGCCAUUACACUGCAUAUGCUAAGAACAAGGAAGAUGGGAAGUGGUACAACUUUGAUGACAGUAGUGUGUCUCCUGCCAGCGAAGACCAAAUAGUGUCCAAAGCUGGCUAUGUGUUGUUCUACCAGCGCCAGGACACUGUUAAAGGUACCGGCUACUUUGCUCUCGACCGCGAGGAGGAGGAAGAGGAAGGUGAGGAUGAUGAGGAGAACGAAGCGGAAGAGCUGGUAGAAAGGACUGUCUCGUCUUCUCAGGGUGCCUGCGCCGUUGCGCAAAGCGACGAGGAGGAGGAGCCAGUCCAGAACAAGAGCAGUAAAAAUGACAUCGACCAGGAGGAAGAACAAGAGGAAGAGGAGGAGGAAGAAGAAGAGGAGGAAGAGGAACAGGUAUCCAAUCGAGACAUUACCAUGAAAACCAACUGAGGUAAAUGCCUACAGGAACAAGUGGAGAGAGAGAGAGAGAAAGGGAUCUAUCCAUCAAAAAGCCAUAUGGACGCAUGGCGUGGCAGCGGGCGCCGCCGCUCCUGCCCGACGGCGCGGACUGAACCGCCGCCAGGACGACGAAUGUUCGGCGGGGGGGGCGGGGAGAGGAGCUGCCUCGAUACGCGACUCUAAGAAAUCAGGACCCUCAUGUGGGUGAAUCACUGUGUGCGUGCGUGUGUGUGUGUGUGUGUGUUUUUGAGCGAGUGUGUUGCCACGUUAACUCAUUGAACAUCUGCUGUGUGAACAGAACAAAGUGAGACCGAUGACGGCGACUCCAGCAGGCGCCGCGCUCUGAAUCUCCGCUUUUUUUUAUCAUUUGAGUAGUGAAUUGUUUUGCAUAUCGUAUUAGUAUUAUUUCAAUUUUGUAAAUAUUUUAAAACACUGAAUUGCAUUGAGUUUUCACGAUGCUCUGAAACAUUUUUGAACUUGCACAAACACAACCUCUCCCAUUUUCUGGUAACUCCAGACAAACUGCAGCAGCUGCUUUUAGCGAGCCGGCUUCCUGGUCUAUAACCCAGGCUUUACGUAGACAAGCGAUGCCCAUAAUUGUAUUCCUCAUCGUGAUUGGCUGCAUUGUUAAGAGAUGAAGCAGCCUGUGUUAGCCAAUACUGUGCAUUCUUCUGCAGUAAACCUCUGCUAGAAAGAAAGUUCCACACUGCCAAUCUUUUCGUAAAUGUAUCUAUCUGAAGCUUUAGUCCUUUUCUGUAUUCUCCUGUCUUCAUCUUCAAGGUGUGCUGAGACUAAGAACCAGAGACGCACCGAUCACAAUUUUUGGGCCGAUUUCCGAUAUUUUUUCCUUGCUUAGACGUGAUUCUGGCUGAUUUUAAAUAUUUUAAGAUUCAGAAUAUUUCUUUCCUUCCAUCCUGUCAUGAGCUAACGCUAAUUAUUGAGCAGAGGUGACGUCACACCGUGUGUGAGAGCAGGCGCUGUAAAACAAGGUUUUACUCAUUUAAAACGGGGACAAAAUGAUUGCACUGUUGACAUUUUAAACCGUCUCUAGCCUUUUUAUAUUAGCAGUUAGCACGGCUAGCGCUUCCUGUGUAUUCCCUAUAGAUUGUGGAUGUGUAACAUUUCCAUAUAAAGCAUGAUCCAUUACCUAGAGGAUGGAAGCUCAAAAAGGUCAAACAAACUAACUUUAUUCUUGUUAUCUUGCUCUUUGUCACACAUCCGUUUGCUCCCUCUUAACUUUAAACACCAAACUAACUACUAAAGAAUAACUUCACAUGAUGUGUUUACUGACCAAAAAAAAAAGUAACAUUUCUUUUCUUUUGCUACCGACAUCUAAAGAAUCGGUGCUGAAUAAUUGUCCGUUUCCUGCGUUCAUCCAUUUUUUCUCACAGACAUCCGAUGCAUCGUCCGUCGUUGAAAUCACCUCGGCCUUAACUUUGAAAUGUGAAACCAGUCGCCUUGUUGUUCACACGACGACCCCCCUCUUCCCACUUCUCACAUCAAAAACGUCGCGUGACGAAUGUCCGUUCGAUUUUUGCUUGCUGCCGCCUCGCGUACGCAUCGCCUCGAAGUCUCGUCUUUUUAACCCACAAGAGGGCCAGAAUGUACCGUGAACUGAACGAACUGAACAAAGACCACACGUAUGGAAAUGAUGCCUUUCGGUUUACGAAUUUUCCCCCAGGUUUUUUUUCCGGCCCUCUCUCAUGCUUUCCGUUAACAGAUUCUCCGCCUUUGAUGCUGGCUGUAUGAAUUUUUUGGGAAAAUAUUUCCGCGCGUGUGUCUGUGUGUGUGUGUGCUUCUUGGAUUUGAAGCAGGGAAACGGGGGAGGUGGGCGGGUGGGUUGCGGGGAAUCAACUGAAAACAGUGGGGUGAGUCGGCCUAACGCACCUUUCGGCUUGUAGGACCAUGAUGCAGUGACAUUAUAUCGUGGCAGGAUAAUCGUCCAUCCAUGUGACUCGUGUUGAAGCCGUUCUUCGCGACGCGAGUGCUUUGUUGCAGACGACAUCCACACACCUGUUCUUGCCUCAGAGUAGAAGACCACGCCUUUACGAGCAUCUUUGUGCUUCGGCUUCAACGGGCCGCCUCGCUUUUUUUUUUUUUUUGUCCUUUAGGACGACUCACCCCAUCCGGACUGAGUGAGACGCGAUGGCUUCAAUAGGCUUAUAUGAUAUUGUACAGAAGAGUUCACUCUGUGAGUGCACAUUUGAUAAAGUUUAUUUAUUUAUAUGUAAGCAUUUAAUAAUGAACAGACAAUAUAUUUAAAACCUUGGCAAGACCCGGAUGAGUCGGGGCAUUCAGUUAUACAAUAGUUUGCAAAGUCUUGUCCAGGGAGGGAAUAUUUUUUUAAAACAGGAUUUUUUUUUUUGCCCUGUUGUUUUUGGGACUUUUUUUUGUUUUGUAAAAAUUACUCAGAUGUUCUUGCAUGAUGAUGUAUGGGGGUUUCCAGGUUUGGCUGCACUUGAGUUCACUUGGGUUUACAUUUGAAUUGUGCAUGUGUAUUUAUACACAAUCUACAAUAAAGUUGUGUGAAGCGU
This is a messenger RNA of Xiphophorus couchianus (Monterrey platyfish), 6343 nucleotides long. It is a transcript of the gene usp15, whose product is annotated as ubiquitin specific peptidase 15. The transcript is spliced from 16 exons. Gene Ontology annotation, cellular component: nucleus. Gene Ontology annotation, biological process: protein deubiquitination. NCBI's taxonomy places the organism in Eukaryota, Metazoa, Chordata, Actinopteri, Cyprinodontiformes, Poeciliidae. Gene Ontology annotation, molecular function: cysteine-type deubiquitinase activity. The coding region runs from base 1296 to 3800 and encodes 834 amino acids. The record is from RefSeq and is a predicted model, not a curated record.